This is a messenger RNA of Penicillium mononematosum, 2937 nucleotides long. RefSeq lists its product as uncharacterized. Gene Ontology annotation, cellular component: nucleus. The record is from RefSeq and is a predicted model, not a curated record. Bases 1 to 2937 code for a protein of 978 amino acids. NCBI's taxonomy places the organism in Eukaryota, Fungi, Ascomycota, Eurotiomycetes, Eurotiales, Aspergillaceae. Gene Ontology annotation, biological process: 7-methylguanosine mRNA capping. The transcript has 7 exons. Gene Ontology annotation, molecular function: zinc ion binding; mRNA 5'-cap (guanine-N7-)-methyltransferase activity.
AUGUCCUACGCUCUGGAGUCAAAGAAACGGAAGUUCCACCGCGUUCUGGAAUCAAUAUCCAAGCCUCUUACCUCCGACAACGCGCCCAAACCAGCCCCUGCGACGCCCACCACGGCGCAAGACCGUCUCUCCACCAACUUAUCGAUCAAGAAAGUACGCUUGGCCAGUGCCGACCCUUCAGAGCUCACGGCGGUACGUAACUCGAUCCACAAGAUCUCGCGACCAGCACACCGAAUAGCCUCCGCAAAUUCGAAUAAGCGCCCGACCUUUGUCCCUUGGGACCGUGAACGUUUCCUCGAGCGGUUAGAGACCUUCCGCCGUGUCGACCGAUGGACGUCAAAGCCGUCUCCUAUCAACGAAGUACAAUGGGCGAAACGUGGCUGGAUAUGUACGGAUGUUAUGCGCGUUACCUGUGUGAGCGAGUGUGGCGGUGCAGUUGUUGUGAAGCUUCCCGAUGAAAUCGACGAGCUCGAUGGUUUUGACAUUGAGAAGGUGGAGGAGCGGAAGGAAGUCCGCGCGAGGCUGGUGGAUGAGUAUGCGAAAAUGCUAAGUAGUGCUCAUGGCGAAAACUGUCCCUGGCGAAACAAGAGCUGCGAUGCCACUAUCCAACAUCUCCCUUUGACCAAUUAUGAUGCUGCCCUAUCGGGACUUCACGAGCGAUAUACAAACGUCUCGAAGAUGGGCGAUAAACUACCAGCCGAUGAUAUCAUCCAAACCCCAGAAGGGCUUGACCUUGAUGUACUUAUCAAAGGCCUUCCCGAAGAAUGGUUCAAAGAGGCCGAGAAAGCUGCUGCACCCACCAACGGAGAGACCCAGCCUGCAAACGCUGACGACCAAGACUCAACAGAAACACCUAAAUAUGUUAAUCGAGUUGCAUUGGCGCUGGCAUUGCUCGGCUGGGAUACCGCCUCCGACGGAGCUGCCGGGUUAGCCGGGUGUGGCGCAUGUUUCCGUCGCCUGGGAUUAUGGAUGUACAAACCCAAAGAAAAUGGAGACGUGACUGUCUACACUUCCCUCGAUGUAGCUGGUGAGCACAUGGAGUAUUGUCCCUGGAUUGACAAGGUAGCCCAAAGCGGCACUGGCCGGCCCAACGAGAAGUUGGCGGAACUACGCGCUGGGUGGCACGUCGUCGCCGAGGCCGUCAAGGUUAAACACCGCCGGAGAGUCCGCAGUAUGGCCUCCACCGAUACAUUGCGGACGGACGUAGGGACACCAACCGAGACGGCAGGCGAAGAAGAAAACGCGGAUGCGAAAAAGAAAGCAGAUCGCGAGUGGUGGGCGAAAAUUCGACAAAUCCUCGCGACGAUUGUUCUCCCGAAUCACUUAUUUGACGAGUCCACAACUCUACCCACGUCGCCAUGGAUCAUCCCAAUGGAGGCGGAGCUCAUCAUGGAGCUACUGGGCGCUCCACCCCCGCUCACCUGUCCGCACGAAUACCAGCAACCCUCCAACAGAUGCCGGCAGACCCAGAAGCAUCGAAGGAGACGGUGCGGCAGAUGGAUCGAAUCAACUAUCAAGCGCAGCAUCCAAGCGCAAGAGGCUCCAAGAGAGACACCAAGCCCUCCGAAACGAGGCCGAACUCCGCCGUCGGUAUUCUCGCGACGCAACCGCUCCCGCAGUCCCGGCGGCGCUCCACCACGCGAAGACCGACGCUCUCGAUCGCCACUACAACCACGCCGCUCUCCUUCCCCCGAUGCACCGCGUCAACGCAAGAGACCGGGUGGCGGAGCACGACAGGGUCUCGUAGACCGUGAAACCCUACGACGCAAGCAGGAGGAGCGUGAGCGUGCAGAACAGGAAGAGGCUAUGCGUAACUCUCAGAUGCGCGGCGUCACGGACGUGGUCCGACAACACUACAACGCGGUUCCUGAGAGGGGCCGUGAGUGGCGGAAGACAGAGAGCAAGAUCAAGGGGCUACGAAGCUUCAACAACUGGGUGAAAAGUUCUCUGAUACAGAAGUUCUCUCCCGAUGAGACAUUUGUUGCGCGAUUCGAGGAUAGCAAGGACUGGGCGGAUGAUAGCCAAGGCCGCCGCCCUCUGCCGAUCAAAAGCUUCUUGUGCUCGAUCUGGGCUGUGGCGGUUGACCUUUAUGUCGGUCUUGACCCUGCCAAUAUCUCAAUUGAGCAGGCUCGGGGUCGGUAUGAUCAGAUGCGCUCGGGCCGCGGCCAACGUGGCCGUCGACCGCCCCAGCCGAUUUUCCAUGCCGAGUUCUACCCGAAAGACUGCUUUGGCGAGUGGCUUGGCGACAUCGACAUCGUCCAGCGGGUUGGUAUCGAUGCCAAUGCCGGCCCCGGUGGAUCUAUCAUGGCAUCUCGCUACGGCGGUGGCGGCUUUGACGUCGUUACAUCUAUGUUUGCCAUUCAUUAUGCCUUUGAGACUGAGGAGAAGACGCGUCAAAUGCUCAGCAAUGUGGCGGGUUGCUUGAAGAAAGGCGGUCGUUUCCUUGGCGUUUGUCCUAACUCGGACGUCAUUACCAGCCGGGUGUCUACCUUCCACAAGGAGCGCAAGGCGCGCGAGGCUGCCAAACCUGCUGAACCGGAAGGCCCCGAGGAUGGCGAAGUCGAGGAAGAUGAGCGGGCUCAAUGGGGCAACGAUAUCUACCGCGUUCAGUUCCCUGGUCCAACCCCCGAGGAUGGUGUCUUCCGGCCGCCUUUCGGGUGGAAGUACAGUUACUUUAUGAAGGAGGCAGUGGAAGAAGUCCCCGAAUACGUUGUCCCAUGGGAGGCAUUCCGAGCCCUGACCGAAGAUUACAACCUGGAACUACAAUACCGCAAGCCAUUUUUGGAUAUCUGGGAGGAUGAGAAGAAUCAUCCGGAGCUCGGCCCGCUAAGUGAGAGGAUGGGCGUGAGAGACCGCACGACUGGUGCUUUAAAUAUGACAGAGGAAGAGAAGGAGGCUGCUAGCUUCUACCAUGCAUACUGCUUCUACAAGGUAUAA